Messenger RNA from Umbelopsis ramanniana AG, 1148 nucleotides. RefSeq lists its product as uncharacterized. Lineage: Eukaryota; Fungi; Mucoromycota; Umbelopsidomycetes; Umbelopsidales; Umbelopsidaceae. Gene Ontology annotation, biological process: 'de novo' IMP biosynthetic process. The transcript is spliced from 4 exons. The coding region runs from base 139 to 1032 and encodes 297 amino acids. Gene Ontology annotation, molecular function: phosphoribosylaminoimidazolesuccinocarboxamide synthase activity. Gene Ontology annotation, cellular component: cytoplasm. The record is from RefSeq and is a predicted model, not a curated record.
GCUGCAUUUGGCUGAGUUUCAUAAGCACAAUUGCGAUUUCAUUGGCUUGAUGUAGGAAUAUGCGUCACAUUGCAAAAUCAAAAAAUUUCACCUAACGGUUGAACGAACAAUUGUUUGCUAACCAAUCUAAUUUCCACAAUGGCGUUGCUACAAAGUGAAUGCCCUGAUCUAACCCUCGUAGCCCGGGGCAAAGUACGUGACUUAUAUGAAGUUGACGACAACAGCUUGCUCUUUGUUGCGACUGAUCGCAUUAGUGCGUUCGACGUAAUUAUGUCAAAUAGCAUUCCAUCGAAAGGCAAAAUCUUGACCCAAAUAUCAGUUUUUUGGUUCAACUAUUUGUCAAACAUCAUGCCAAACCAUCUCAUAACAGCUGACUUUGAAGAGAUGCCUGAGAAGGUUAAAAAGUAUCGUGACCAGCUUGACGGGCGAUGUCUCUUGGUUAAAAAGCUUCGAGUACUCCCUAUUGAGGCAAUUGUACGCGGCUACAUCACAGGCUCCGGGUGGAAGGAAUAUCAGAAGAAAGGCUCUAUUUGUGAUAUCAAACUUAAAGUAGGAUUGCAGGAAAGUGAAAAGCUCGAUGAGCCAUUGUUCACUCCUAGUACAAAGGCGGAAUUAGGUGAUCAUGAUGAAAACAUUCACCCUUCCCGCGUAGCUGGUAUUGUUGGCCCUCAUUUGGCUAAACAGAUUGAAGAGGCUGCUUUAGAAUUAUACAAACGUGCCAGCGCAUACGCAUUGGAGCGUGGAAUCAUCAUCGCCGAUACAAAAUUCGAAUUCGGUGUUGACAAAGAGAACAACUUGAUUUUGAUUGACGAAGUCUUGACUCCGGACUCUUCUAGAUUCUGGCCCGCUGCAAGCUACAAAGUCGGUCAGGGUCAGGAUAGUUUCGACAAGCAGUACUUGCGUAACUACUUGGAGAGCAUCAACUUCGACAAAAAGAACGGCAUAGAGUUACCUGCUGACGUGAUUGAAAAUACCAUGAGCAAAUACAUCGAAGCCUAUCAGCUACUGACUGGUGAAGAGCCUAGACUCUAAACAAAAGACAACUACAUUUUAUUGUCAUGUAUUAAGAAAAAAGCGUAUAAACGACAUAAACGAGAAUAAAUUAGCUAUAUAGUUUCUAAAACGCUUUCGAUUAUGUUACAAUCUGC